CAUUUCUCACUUUCAAGGCUGUAAAAAUCCUUGUUGCCGCCCUGCCGGGGUGUUGUCGCCAGUGGAAUUAAAAUGCAUUCACAAUGUUUGACUCGGUCUUCCUCGCCUGCUCUGGGUUGUUGCUGGUUGCUGGGUGCCGUGGAGCAGAGGAGCUGUGCCAUACCCCCCCGUUCGUCCUCUCAUGCCCCUCCACCCCCCGUGUGCGUCUCCCAGUCUAUCAGUGACCCCACGCCCCCAUCCAGCCCCUACCUGACCCAUCCCGUCGUGUUGCCGCCCAAGUCCUGAGCCCCCUUCUCACCCCAUGCUUGGGACAAAGCCAGCUCACUGCCAGCCCAAUGACUGCCUGGAUCGUCCUGCCUGUCAGCUUGGCUGCCUUCUCCAUCACAGGAAUAUGGAUAGUGUAUGCGAUGGCUGUAAUGAAUCACCAUGUUUGUCCUGUAGAGAACUGGUCUUACAACGUCACAUGCACAGAGGAGUCGCCCCGACCGGGCUUCCCCAAGACCUGCUGCACCAUCCAGGACAUCCCCCUCAUCAGUAAAUGUGGCUCAUUCCCUCCUGAAAGCUGCCUGUUCAGCCUGAUUGGCAACGUUGGAGCCUUUAUGGUGGUGAUGGUGUGCUUCCUGCGCUAUGCUCAGGUGAUCGAACACAGCCACCAGUGUUGGGUCAACACCAGCGCACUGGUGUCUGGCUGCACCAACGCCGUCGGUCUGGUCAUGGUUGGAAACUUCCAGGUUGAUCACGCCAAAUCUCUCCAUUAUGUGGGUGCUGGUGUGGCGUUUCCUGCAGGACUGCUGUUUGUGUGCUUGCAGUGCGUCCUCACCUACCGAGUGGCCAUGACCACCCUGGACUACUGGAUGGCUCACUUCCGGGUGGCUCUGGCGCUGGGAGCCAUGGUCUCCCUGGUCCUCAGCGGCAUCUUCUUCAUCCACGAAAGCUUCGUCCUGCAGCACGCCGCCGCCAUCUGCGAGUGGGUCUUCACCGUGGACAUCCUGGUCUUCUACGGCACCUUCACCUACGAGUUCGGCACCGUCACCACCGAGACCAUGAUGGCCGGCCUGCAGCAGAGCCAGCACGGCUCGGGGGUCAUCAUGGACCCCAUGUCCAGGGCGUCGACGCUGGGCGGGGCCACCAAGGGCCUGAAGUCCCCCGGCGGCAGCAGCACGUCCACACACCUCAACUGCACCCCAGAGAGCAUAGCUAUGUUGUAGCUCCGUCUGGAAAAAAAAACAAAACAGAAAAAAAAAGUCACUGCAGAGGUGCUCCACUGGCAGCAUGUGAAGCAAGAGAGCAAAUUUGUAUAACUGUAACCUCAGCGACACCAGGUAUUUCUACCCAUAAUGCUCUACGGCCUUUGUUUUGUUUUGGUUUUUCUCCUCCCUUCUCAGUUCUCAUAGCAGAUUACGUUGAAUGUUUGGAGCCAGCUCGAAAACUGGAACCGUGAAUGUUUUCCAAGACGGCGGUUAAAGUUGACGACUCUGCAUGGUGUUCGUCUCUAAAAAUCGGUCCCCCUGGGUUCUUGGUUUCAAAAGACAAAAGUUCCUACCACCCUCAAAAGUCAUUUUUGUUCCCCCCUCUCCUCUCCUCUGACUCUCCAGUCCAACGCUUUGCGCGGUCCUCCUCUUUUGGCCUUUUGCUUAUCUCUGCACGGCACUGCUCCUGAACGGAACAAAACGAGUUUAUUUGUUUGGUUUUUUUUUUGCAUCGUAAAACAAAAAGAGAAAAUAAUGAAUGUUGCGAAGUGAAUAGCUAUAGUAUAUUUUACAGACUGUAAGCUUUACGGUCUAAUUUGAUCAAUCAUGCAUUAAUAAUUUGAAAGGCAUAUAACCAUUAAAUUCAUCUGCUUUGAUUUGAUUGCACUUAUAAUUUAAUGUCUCUUUUUUUCUAUACAUAUUUAAAUAUACACGUCUAGAUUUGUCUCAAUCAUUAUUCAUGUCGGUGCAAAACUGGAUGGUCUUUUCUGUUGUAAUGACUCGCUUUAAGCUGAAAAGUGAUUUUUUUUUUCAAUCCAAAGUUACAUGAAAUGUCAAAAGCAACAAUCAUCCGAUAAUUUCCACUCCUCUGGGGUGAGCAAUGCCUUUCUCGGAGUGUUUGAGCUGCCAGGUGAGACCGACGUUUCCAGUGGCCUACAUGUGAUGCUAGAAAUGAGUGACGGCAAAACUACAAUCUGACUUCAGUAUUUGCUGUAGGGUUCUCGUCCCGACACUUUACACUGGCUGCGUUCCAGGCUGGAUCCCUGGAAGCCUUAUACGAGUUUAAGAAAUGUCUUUUUUUUUUUUAUGUGCUCAUGUGAAGCCUUUCAAAAGAUUUUCUUCACAACAUUUGCAAAAGUAGUCACUCCCCUCAGACGUUUACCAAAUUCAAUGGGAUUUAUUGGGAUUUUAUGGGAUAGAUUGACACAAAGCAGUUUAAAAAUAAACAUUAUUUUCAGCUCUUGAUGAUUUUGUGCGGCCGCCUGGCUGUAAACAGAGAACGGUACAAAUUUGACCAGGACAGGCCGUGAUGUUGCCUAUGACAACUGACUGUAAAAUUUCUGAAACUGACACUUUUUUUAUUUAUUUAUUUGGUUUCCAGAUCUAACAUUAAUUCCAAAUCUAUUUUCUGGAGAAAUCUAUUCCUUUGCCUAUGUUUAGGAUAUUAAUGUUGAGCAUGUAAAAACAACAACCAAAAAAAAAAGUCACAAUCAUAUUUAGUUUUAGCUUUACAAUUUUUGGCAAUUUUUUUUUUUUUUUACAUUUUUUAUAAAAAUUUGUUUUUUUGUAAAAAAGAAAAAAAGUCACUUCUGCAGUGGAAUAUCGACAUUUAUGCAGAAAUGCAAUUAAAUACAGGUGGAUCUUUUUACGGGAGGCUGCGGGGGAUAACUUUUACUUUGUGUUGCUUUAUCACAAAAAGUCCCAAUAAAAUACAUUUAAAGUCCUGGUUGAUUAUAGGUGAACUAGUUCUAGGGUGUGAAACCUUUUCCAAUUUAUUUUUAUUUAAAUGUUUUUAUAAUUGGUGCUGUCACAACAGUGUUACAAUGAGACACUGCCAUACAGGUUGUUGACUGACUUCAAACCAUGCUGUACCUACGUUGUAUCCCGCCCCACCCUUCUUUUUUUAUCGGUUCCUGCAGCCGAUUUGUUUAUCGAGAAGAAAACUGCCGCAACGCUCCGAGUCACAACCUGUACAGGUUUUGCUCAGAUGAAAGUUUUCACUGCUAGGUUUCAUAAAGCACACAUCUAUAAUCUCUGUUCUGUUUUUUUUUUUUUUUGGUCUACCGCUUGAUGCGUUUCAUUUCGUCAAACUCACAGGAUGCCAGCAAUAUGCAUUUUCAAACGGUCACGUCUCCUACCUCUUUUGUGGGUCUGAUGUGAAAGAUGGGAGAUCCAGCUUUCCAACUUGUUGGAAGUAUUUUUCUUUUGUUUUGUUAUUUUUUUUUAUUUUUUUUCUUAUUCUGUGGUCGAAGGUUCAGUAUUUUCCAGCUGUGUCCACAAGUGUCAGAAUGUGACAGAGCUGGGGUUAUGCUGUUACAUAAGCUGAAUGAGCACACUGCGCUUUCAUCGCUUACUGUGCAAAAAGUUUGAACUUGACAUUUUUGUUGGACUGCAGAAAACCAUGCCAAAAAAAGACUGGAGUAUACAGUUUUCUUUCUGUUUAUAUGAGUGUGUGUGUCAGAUGUGACGGUAUGAGCUAGUAUGAAGUGCACUGUUUUCAGCCUUAUCCCAUGUACUCUGCCUAAGAAACUUUCUUUUUAUUAUUAUAUUUGACUUUUGUUUAGCUGUAGCCUUUUUUGCCAUACUGUAACCAAUUCAACGUGCGACUUUAAACGGCAGCUUGUGAGCCCAAACACCAGGGCCGAAACAGCUUCUGUACCAUUAAAACCAUUCAACAUGCCAAAUAAUCCAAUGAAAGGUGGAGAUUUUUUCUUUUUCUUGUUUUUUUUUUGUUUUGUUUUUAGAUCAUUGUGUGCACUAAGGUUUUGUGUGGAGCCUUAUGUUUUAGAAGGCCGCCUGACUUUUACGUCAACACUCGCAACACAGAUCCAAAUGUCUAUAAAAUGUACUCUCUUCCUACGUCCUGUAAAUUUGAAAAAAAAAAAAAAAGAUAUAGAAUAUUAACGAAGGCAUCAGAGAAACCCCCUGUAUAAAAUUUUAAAAAAGUCAACAGAAAUUGUUUCCUUUUAUAAAUUCUGUAAAUAUGUCUGAUUUUUGUCUAUCAUUUAGGCCUUUUAUUUUGACAGAGAUUUAUAUUCAAAUAUGAAAUAAAAAAUGAGAAGUUA
This is a messenger RNA of Xiphophorus maculatus (southern platyfish), 4255 nucleotides long. It is a transcript of the gene tmem150a, whose product is annotated as transmembrane protein 150A. Bases 336 to 1208 code for a protein of 290 amino acids. The record is from RefSeq and is a predicted model, not a curated record. The transcript is spliced from 8 exons. NCBI's taxonomy places the organism in Eukaryota, Metazoa, Chordata, Actinopteri, Cyprinodontiformes, Poeciliidae. Gene Ontology annotation, biological process: protein localization to plasma membrane.